Messenger RNA from Bufo gargarizans (Asiatic toad), 718 nucleotides. RefSeq names its product perlwapin-like. Gene Ontology annotation, molecular function: peptidase inhibitor activity. Gene Ontology annotation, cellular component: extracellular region. Bases 66 to 455 code for a protein of 129 amino acids. The transcript is spliced from 3 exons. Lineage: Eukaryota; Metazoa; Chordata; Amphibia; Anura; Bufonidae. The record is from RefSeq and is a predicted model, not a curated record.
UUCUACAUCUCUAUAAAUGGUGAGUCCUUCACCUAGAUUGUUCAUAUCUCCAGUGCUCAGCAGGUAUGGCACCGGUGACCGGCUCUCUCGUUGUUCUCAUUCUGUGCUGUGCAGGAGCAUUAGCAGACAACCAUGACAAAACAACACCACCAUCAGAGAAACCAGGAGAAUGCCCACCAACUAUACUACCAUUGUGUGAACCACCUUCUCCUAAUGAUUGCAACUCGGACAAAGAAUGUCAAGGAAACCUGAAGUGCUGCUGGCAGGGAUGCCAAAAAACGUGCACAGCUCCCAUCAUUGAGAAGCCCGGGGCAUGCCCAUCACCCUGGUUCGUGUGCUCACCUGAUGAUGAGUCACCUGAUGUGUUAUCUCGAGGAUGUAAAGGGGACAGUGAUUGUCCAGGAAACAAGAAAUGCUGCGUCAGAACUUGUUACCCAGAGUGCAUGGAUGUGUAAUAAGUGAUGUGAGGCGGCCGGAUGCAUCUCCGUCCCUCACAGCGGAGGACACAUCGCCGAUCAGCCUCCGUAAUUCUUCUCGCAGCUUUUCCUUCUCUAGUUGCAGAUAACCCUGGGAGGUGACAGCGGUGAAGACACUCAGGGCCGGAUCCGCUGCCCCAGGUGCUCAGUCUGAAUACACCCCCAUUAGAGGCAGAUUCCUCCUCCUUCUCAGCGAUCAUAGUGACAUUUAUCAAUGUAAUAAAGCAGAAGAUGAAAAAUGA